UCGAACGGUUGUGCAGAGCUCUCCGUGGUGUUGUUCAGUUGAAUUCGGGACUUUGCAGCGGAAGGACGCAAAAAGGACUUGUGCUUAGAGAAGUGGAUCAAAGUUUGUGGAAGUUCUUCAAAUUCUCAUUAAUUCACCAAACUCAAUUCAAUAAAAUCGAAAGUUUUUAAAAGUUUCAAAUAAAUUUCAAAGUAAAGAGAGGUUUUUUUUAAAUAAAUUAACAAUGAGAAAUCGAGGAAUUGUCCUUUUGCAAAUUAUUGCAAUUUUUCUGCUUUCUACUAAAUCUGCUUUGGCCAUAAAGUGCUACAACUGUGACUCAUCGAGAAAUGUGGAAUGUGUAGAUGUUAGUUCAUCGAGUACAAUUCUGCCAGAGACGUGCACCCCGCAAAUUCUCUCGUCUUCGGAUCCAAAUUCAAGUAGUUGGCUCCAGAAACUCAUAAGAAUUGAGUUUGUCUCACAGAGCUCCUACAAUGUUGCGAUGCUGUGUCAGAAAAUCAGAGUUGUUAACGAACGAGAUCCCAACGAUCAAAUCAUUGUCCGAAGCUGCCAGCUGGAUGGUGCCCAGACGAAUCCUUGCAGUGUUGCUGAGGACAAAAUAAGAGAUCAGCAAAUUCGAGGCUACAGAAUUGAUCACUGUUCCAUCUGUUCCAAGGAUAAUUGCAAUGGCGCCAUGGGAUUGUCAAAGAUGUGGCCACCAAUGGGCAUCCUCCUGGCCAUGAUGACCUUUAUGAGGGUCCAUCUGUGGUAAGACCAAUAAACAAACGUUUCAAAUUGCAGCUGCUAAAGUAAUUGAUGCAGAAAACACUCCCGAGGACAUUUGAUUUGAAACAAAACAAGCAUCCUCAGCUCUAUUCAUCAAUAACCCUGCAAAUUGCCACACCCUGAAAUACGAUUCUUUCUAGCCAUAUAAGCUUCCACAUCCUCCCCUGCAACGCAAUAGCAUUUCCCAGUUCAAUCAUAUGUCUCUGUAUACUUUGUCAUUGAAGUUGAGAAUAUUUGGCUCAUUAAAUUAAAAAAACAAAAAAUGAUAUAAGAAAAAGUUUAAAGAAAACUGUAAGGUUUACAUUUUAGUAAAAGAAAGUAAAAAAAAAAUUGAAGUGAGUAGCCUGUAUGUAGUUCUAAAUCACACAAUUAUUUGUGCAGAAAGAUUGAGUGAACCACCAAAUGAAUUAAAUAUUAAAUUAAAGGUAAUGGAUAGUAAUUAUCGAUUAAUUGUUAAUUGAAUAUUUGUAUUAAUGAACAGCAGCGUGGUACAAUUUAUCCCCCUAUUCACAUGAAAAUAUCCCUCUUCGUUCUAUUUUUUGGGGAAGAUUUUCAAUGCAGUCGUCACGUUAACAACACAUUUUCAGAGGAUUAGGUGCAGUGAGAUGCGAGUUUUUUGUGCAAUUAGUGAGGCAUUCAAAAAUAAUGAAACCCUCUAUUUCAUCCCUACAGACACUAUUAAUUUUAAACUCGAGAACACGAAAGGCAUGCUAACGAAUAUUCAAAAUGAUUAUAUUAAACUCUCCGCUAAAGUUGUUGAAUUUCCGUCGAAAUUUGAGAAUGCAAUUGAUUCCACAUGAGUUCCCUAAUGGACAAUAUAUUGUUUUUCACAGCAUCUCGCAACUUUAAUAGAGAAUAACUCUCAUAGUUGAAAAGUUUUCAUGGGUAUUUCUGGGAUAUUUUUAACGAGGAUACUCGUUCACUCUUCAUUAAUUCUAAUAACAACAUUGUACGCGCCAAAAGUUCAUACAGCAAAAUUAUAUCAGAAAUCUCGUCAGUAAUGAUGUUCCUAGAAAUAAAAUUUUAUAAAAAUAAUUUAAUACUGGAUAAAAUUUUCGACAUACAACGAUAACCCAAACUUGAAAAUCGGACAAACCGUUUCGCUAAUACGACUAGCUAAUUUUUUUAAUCAAAAUUUGAUUAUAAUUCUGGCUCAACAAAAUUCGAAUUGAAUAAAAUUGGAUUUAAAAAAAAACACAAGGAGACCAUAAAGGAUAAGAUACAAGGGAGGCUUAAAUCAAGAAAAUGGAUUUACUUUUAUUAGAAAAUAAAAUCUCGAAACGCCAUCAGUGAUUUUUUUUCCAAAUUUUGAUAUGUUAUACGUUUUGUCGUAAAUCGUUGAAACCGUAUCGAAGAACAUUUCUAAUCCUUUUUUAAACCAUUUCUAAUAAACUUACAAACAAAUUUGGGAGGUAGUAAAAUUGAAAAAAAUACCUUAUCUAGAUUAGUUUCCGUAAAAUAUCUCGAAAUGCCACUACGGAUUUUCCUUAAAUUUUGAUAUGUUGUAGCUGACUAUAAGAUCUUAAAAACCAUGGUCUAAAACCUAAGAUCCGUAGAGCCAUUUCGAAGGUAUGACUAUCCCAAAACGCCAUCACUGAUUUUUAGUUAAAUUUGAUAUGUUGUAGCCGACACCAACACCUUUCCAACGAUAUUCUAAAAUCGGUGAAGUCGUUUUGAUGAUAUGGUUUUCAAAUCGUUUCUAGUUUCAAUUAAAGUAAAAUAAAAUUGAUUAAGAAAAAGACUUUUCGAUUACUUUUCGAUUAUCUUUCGAAGAAUAUCUCGAAACGCAAUUGCGGAUUCUCUUAAAAUUUUGAUAUGUUAUAGCUGACAACGAGAUCUUUACAAUCAUGAUCUAAAAUCGAAAAUCUGUGAAGCCGUUUCGAAGAUUUCUUAACAUUUCCUAUUAAUUAUGUCUUAAUAUUUUGAGAAAAUUGAUUUUUUUUAGUUUCACUUUGUCCCUAAUCAACAUACCUUAAGGCUCCAACAGAUGGACGAGAAAUUCCUCGUGCGGUGCGGCGCGGCGAGGUUUUCGGCCAAUCAGAAGCGAGAGAUGGCUCACACACUCUCACUGCACCGUGCGAGAACUUUUCUCGGCCAAUCCGAACCGACGAAGGGCCACGAAAUCCUCGCCGCGCCGCACCGCACGAGGAAUUUCUCGUCCAUCUGUUGGAGCCUUUAGUCUUUUUACUCUGAAUCACGUUCAAGUGCUUCCCCUUCCUUACCUUGAAACCUGGAUUAAUUAUGAGGCAAAAGCUGAUUUCGAGUGCGUCCGAUUAGGGUUAUCUGUUGAUCCAUUUGCUGGUAAAAUGCUCUGCUCAAAGUUCAAUUAUUCAAAAGGAUGAUUAUGAAAUAGUGAGAAUAUGGAGAAUAUUAAAGCACAAACAAUAAUGAUUUCGCAACUGCAGACAAACAAUAUUUUGGCAAUCUGCGAUAGGUCUUAUCGCGCACCCAUUGAGCAUUUCGACAAAUCACUUCGCAAAAAUCUUGUGCUGGCGCAAUAAUUUGACGUGCUAUCGUACACUCCUAUCUAUGAGUUAAUUUGCAUAUUUUUGAUUUAGAAGAACCCCUCUUUCGGCCAUCUAACGCGGCUAGAUGGGAGAUGAAGUGUGAAUAAUGCGAUAAAUUGAACCACACUGCGGACACUAUAAAAUUAUUGCCGUCGAAUGCAUCCACAUUUUGCCUUCAAUUUGUAAAACCGAUAUUUACAAUUUGGAAUAUUUACUUGUUAAUCUGAUAAAACUAUGUGGAAUUUUCCGCAAUGUGAAAAUCAAUUUGAAAAAAAAAACAGCACACUAAAUAAAUUAUUCUCACCGAAAUAUUUAAGGAGAAACGCUUUAAAGAGUUUUUAUUUGUAUUUCGGAAGGGGAUUUCAAAAAAAAAAAUUCCCGUAGGAGUAUUAUAGAGUAUGUAUGUAAGUUUAAGGGGAGAACGAUUAAUUAAGCACCUUAUUUUGUAGGAUCAUUUGUAAGAGUAGACAUUAAAAUUUAUUAAUAUGUAUCUUCUAAGUAUAUUGUCAUGAUUUCAUGUAUCUCUCUCUUAAAACUCAAACACAAAAUAAAAUACCUAAUUAAGAUAAUGUUAAUGGAAAUUCAUUAAAAAACAAACAAGUAAAUAAAUAGUUACCUACACAGUGUUUGGUAAAUUGGUGUCACACUAUAAAAUUAAAAGAUGAAAAAAAAUCUUGAGAUAGCCUAAGUGUAUAAAAUUUAUUCUUCGUAUUAAUCUCUAUAACUAUAUAUGGACACGUACUAAGAAUAAACACUUGGAAAUUACUUAAAGGCUAUUCUAUAUAGCUAUUAAAAUAAAAUAUAUUUUAGAAUUUAAGACUUAAUGAGGAAAACCAAUUUGGAAGUAAAUGUUCUGUGUUAAUGUUCUUAUAUCCCCCUAUCUUAAGUUCACAAAAGGGUGUGUUGAGUGAGAAAUUAAUUUAUCAUAUCGCAAGAGUCAUCUUUUUUAUUAAUAUCAAGAGAGCAAUUUUUUUGUUUCUAACUUUUUUAUUAUUUUCAUCACUUUUCCGCCAGCAGUCUCCGCACUUUGAAUUCCCGGAGAUGGGUAUUAUAAAGAAAUUGUAGCAAUGUAAACGAGAGAAAAAUUGUAAAAAAAAAAAUGCAAAACAUGUAUGACUUUAUGAUUUUCAACAAUAAACCAAGAAUAACAACUUGA
Molecule: messenger RNA, 4425 nt
Organism: Lutzomyia longipalpis
Lineage: Eukaryota; Metazoa; Arthropoda; Insecta; Diptera; Psychodidae
Exons: 4
Coding region: 224-748 (174 amino acids)
Biological process (GO): positive regulation of voltage-gated potassium channel activity; regulation of synaptic transmission, cholinergic; sleep
Source: RefSeq, a predicted model, not a curated record